GCCAAGUCCGGCCGCCGAGACUUGCAAGCUGGGACUCCGAGCUUGGGAGAAGCUCCGCAGCUGCGCAGCUUUCCUACCUAGCCGAGAUUCGAGUCAGCUCACCUAGCGCCGCCUUCAAGCUCUAGAGCAGUGUUCGCUUCUUGGUCAGCUCUGGUCGCACCUGGUCGCACCCAUACUUUCCUCGUAGUGACCCUCCAUUCUAAGCGCAGGUCACCGAAGGCAUUGAGGCGCUGCUGUGUAGAAAAAGGAGCGCGAGAGAAGAAAGUACUGCCUAGCCUGCUUUGUUAGGAAAGAGGCGGGCUCCUAAACCAGCGCUCUUGUUCAGAAGAGAAGAUAGAGACGAAGAACUUGCUCGCAGUUUUUCGGAUAAUCGGUUGCGUCUGGUGCUAGAUUCGGAGACGAUUGUUCUAGAGCUAGAUUGCUUUUUAGGAAGACCUGAUAUCUGGACACCAUGCCUACCUUCAAUUGCUGCGGCAUCCCUUGCUAUAAGGUGGGACAUGACCCAAACGAACAUGCAUGCUGCAGUGGGACGUGCUGCAUGCGCUUCUGGACGUGCGCCAUCUGCUGGGAGUGCUCUGAGGAGAAGGUGCAGUGCUGCUGCUUCUCGUGUCGAAACAAGAGCCACAGGACUACCACGGACCCUUACAAGAACCAUCAUGGGCACGGCAUAGCAACGACGGCCCCUCCGCAACAAGCCAUGGGUUAUCCUCAGGCAGGCUCCGCACCAUACAACACGCAUGCGGCAACUCCCGCAGGCUAUGCUUCUUAUCCUGCGGCAGAGAAGCCGGUGAAAACGACAACCUACUGACGAAACGGUACCAGAGCUAGAGCACGCAGAUGUAGCUUGAAGGGUGGCAAGCGGAAGGUGGUCAGCUAGAGCAUGCCACCAUGCAGCUUAUAAACACAGCUGCUGGCAUACGGCUUGCAGUCUGAGUGUCAAGCCAAGCGCGCGUAAGGGCAGCAAGUAACGCUGCUUUGUAAAAUAAGUGACAUGGUAGCAGUACCAUGAAGUGACAUGGCUUGCAUGGUGUACUGGUUUUAGUGCUUGAAGAGAACUGUCAGAUCAGAGGCAGAUUGCCAAGGAGUUCGAUGGGAGAUAUAACAGAUGAACGAUUUAUAUAUAGCGCAGGAUUCGAGAACGCGACUCAAAUUAGCAGGAGAUUGUUUACCUUUCAUUCAUGCUGACGGAGUGAAUAGGACCGUGCACCAAGGCUUAUACCAUAGCUCCAAGUUAUGGUAGUGAAGCAAGAGCUGACGACCAAUUAACUUAUCCGCACAUGCAAUUGGUGAACGAUGAAUCACACAAUCAUUGCAGAGCACAGACGAGGCACAGACGACCUAUAGCUCAGAACAACAGCUAAUUACAUUAAAAGGGUUAGGUUUUGUCAAUUUAGGGAUAUAAUGUGACAUGAUGACGGUAUACGAGCAAUACAGGCUGGUAGCUCAAAUGCUUUUAAGCCCAGUGUGCCCUAGUAAAAAUGUUGCGGCACUCUAUCAGUGCGGCACCGCUCGGUACUAUCAUC
Molecule: messenger RNA, 1523 nt
Organism: Klebsormidium nitens
Lineage: Eukaryota; Viridiplantae; Streptophyta; Klebsormidiophyceae; Klebsormidiales; Klebsormidiaceae
Source: the annotation of a GenBank genome assembly